Molecule: messenger RNA, 264 nt
Organism: Trichoderma atroviride IMI 206040
Lineage: Eukaryota; Fungi; Ascomycota; Sordariomycetes; Hypocreales; Hypocreaceae
Source: RefSeq, a predicted model, not a curated record
GAGUUCCAGAUGCUGCACAAGGCAGAUAUCGUGGUUACCUUCUUUCCCCGAGGCACUCUGUCGCUAAUAAGCCUUUUACAGUUUGGUUUGACUGCUCAAACUGGGCAGGCUAUUGUGUAUGCUCAGGAUGGAUACCCCAAGGGGGGUUACUUGAAUGCGGUUCGUGGGAUAUAUGCGACCAAGAUUGUGACUUCUGAAGAAGAUCUAAAGAAUGCUGUGAUAGAGAAGAUGGAGAAGCUUCUUGCUGAGCGAAAUGCCUCUUAG